AUGGAAAAGGCUGCGAGAGAUAAUCUAAUUUCAGGAAUUAGAUUAGCUCCUACAGCGCCGCCUAUUACUCAUCUUCUAUUUGCUGAUGAUUGUAUCAUUUUUACAAGGGUGCAAGAAGAUGAGAUCUAUCAACUCAUUCAGAUUAUAAACAAAUAUACGGAGACAUCAGGACAAAGAAUCAACACUGAGAAAUCCGGGCUGAUUUUUGGAAGGCAUGUACCUAUUCAGAGUAAGGUGAACACAGAAGAGAUCACAGGCAUGGCGUCGUGGGAAGAUCCCGAAAGAUAUCUAGGACUACCAGCGAGAUGGGGAAGAUCAAAAAAUAAAGCAUUGGAAUGGAUAGAGGAGAAAAUACUAGAUAAAAUGCAAGGAUGGAAAGAAAAAUUAUUAAAUCAAGCUGGUAAGGAGGUCUUGAUAAAAGCGGUAAUACAGGCAAUUCCAAUCUAUGCUAUGAAUGUCAUUAAAUUUCCAAUAUCCUUCUGCAAAAGAAUCGAAGCAGCAACAGCCAGAUUUUGGUGGUCGAAUAAUGAAAAGGAAAGAAGCAUUCAUUGGAAGAGUUGGACAAAAAUGACAAAGAGUAAAAAGAAUGGAGGCUUGGGAUUUAAAGGCUUAGAAUGUCAAAAUAUAGCACACUUGGCUAAACAAGCAUGGAGGCUGCUAAAAGAGGAGGAUGCUAUAUGGGCUCGAAUUUUGAAGCCCAUUUAUUAUCCUAAUUGCAAUCUAUGGGAGGCAGAAGAAGGAAGAAACGCAUCAUGGAUAUGGAAGAGCAUGAGCGAUGGAGAGUACUCAGUUAGAACAGGCUACCACAACGCGAAGGAGGAAAAAGAUGCCAUAGUGGAGAACAGACUAAGCAAAGCACAAGUCAGAAUUUGCAGAAGGUUUGGGAGACAAUUUGGAGGCUACCUGUACCACAAAAGUAUAUGCCAGCAAGCGGAUGAAACUGUUGAACAUGCAUUAUUGUUAUGCCCAUGGACUAGAGCUGUGUGGUUCAGAUCGAGCUUACAAUUUUUGCCUACGGUUCAUAAUGUGACAUCUUUUGGGAGUUGGGUGAUAAACACAAUUGCAAAGAUCAAGAGGGAGACUGCGAAGGACCAAGAAAAAAUUUUAUGCAAAUUGGGAUGUGUGUGUUGGUGCAUAUGGAAAGAGAGAAACCAGCACAUAUUUCAGCAAUCACAAGUCAAACCAGAAAAAGUAAUAUUUGCUUCAGAACAUCUAGCAGUAGAGUUUUAUAAUGCAAUUGAGAAAAUUAACAAUGAAAAUAGAUCAGGAGGAGGCAGGAGCACAGAGAAGAAGAGAGUUACCUGGAGGCCUCCGCCCAAGGAUUGGUUAAAGGUGAACACUGAUGCGGCUUUUCACAGGGAAACAGGCAUGGCAGCUUCAGCAGUGGUAGCUAGGGACUGGCGAGGAAAAAUUGUCUCAGGGUUAACAACAACUUUCAAAUCAACAUCAUGUUUAGCAGUAGAAGCUCAAGCAUACAGAGAAGCACUCAUUCUUAUUAAAAAUCUUCAGCUAGGAAAAUGCAUAAUAGAAACAGAUUGCUUACCUCUGGUUCAAGCAAUUAAGGCAAAAAUUUCUUUGGCAGAGACAGAUGCAAUCAUCAGAGACACUCUCCAUCUGUUGAAUGAGGCUCCAGCUGUGGGAGUUACCUGGACUCCAAGAGACGGAAACAAAUUAGCUCACCAACUAGCAUCGAUGGCAGCGGGGAAUGGAUUACAGAGGCAGUGGAUAGUCAAUCCACAUGCUCAAAUCAAGAAUACAAUCAGAACAGAAGUAGAACACUUUAGCAGGAGAAAAAUAUACAGAAUCAUACCAAUUUGGUUCCAUUUUCAACAAGCCAUCAAAGACAACACAGAGAAGAGAUUUUACCUGUGA
Molecule: messenger RNA, 1872 nt
Organism: Arachis ipaensis
Lineage: Eukaryota; Viridiplantae; Streptophyta; Magnoliopsida; Fabales; Fabaceae
Source: RefSeq, a predicted model, not a curated record